Molecule: messenger RNA, 759 nt
Organism: Phymastichus coffea
Lineage: Eukaryota; Metazoa; Arthropoda; Insecta; Hymenoptera; Eulophidae
Product: farnesol dehydrogenase-like
Exons: 5
Coding region: 1-759 (252 amino acids)
Source: RefSeq, a predicted model, not a curated record
AUGGAGCGCUGGAGAGGUAAAGUGGCUGUGGUGACCGGAGCAUCGGGUGGCAUCGGCUUGGCCAUUGCCAAAAGGCUGGUUCGCGAAGGACUGACCGUAGUCGGUUUCGCUCGCAGGAUGGAAAAAAUGCUGAAUGAAAUGAAAGGCGUAGAUGGUCCCGGAAAGUUUUUCGCUAGGUAUUGCGAUGUCUCCAAAGACAAGGACGUUGACGAAGCUUUUGAAUAUGUAAAGGAGACCUUCGAAACUGUCCACAUUCUAGUUAAUAACGCUGGUAUUGCAAAAAAGCAAACUAUCGAAGGAUCUGACAUGAAGGAUAUACAAGAGGUUAUCAAUGUUAAUCUCAUGGGUGUGGUAUGCUGCGCGAAACACGCCAUAAAACUGAUGAAAGAAAAAGACCACGAAGGCCUUAUCAUCAAUAUAAAUAGUACUGCAGGUCACAAAGUGCCAAACAUCAUGCUUCCAGAUGGCUCGAGAGUAAAUUUGAACGUUUAUUCACCCACCAAGUAUGCUGUUACCGCGGUCUCAGAAGUUUUGUCCAACGAACUACUGGGCAGUAAAAUCCGCGUUUCGAGUCUCAGCCCGGGAUAUGUAAAGACCGAUAUCGGAGGUGCUGAAGUACAUUCUAUAAAGAAUGAAAAUCCGCUUGCAGCUUUAGAUGUAGAAGACAUCGCUGAUGCUGUUGUGUACAUUGUUGGAACCCCUCAGCACGUUCAAAUUGCUGAACUAACAAUAAAGUCGCCGGGAGAUAUCUUAAUAUGA